Molecule: messenger RNA, 915 nt
Organism: Aspergillus aculeatus ATCC 16872
Lineage: Eukaryota; Fungi; Ascomycota; Eurotiomycetes; Eurotiales; Aspergillaceae
Product: aromatic alcohol reductase
Exons: 3
Coding region: 1-915 (304 amino acids)
Molecular function (GO): oxidoreductase activity
Source: RefSeq, a predicted model, not a curated record
AUGUCGUCAAUCAAGCGCGUGGCCCUCGCAGGAGCCAGCGGCAACGUAGGCAGUCAAGUCCUUCACGCCUUGCUCGCCCAGGACUUCACCGUGACCAUCCUCACCCGCAAGCCUGCAACCGCAACGCCCUUCCCCGCAGCAGCCACCGUCAAGCAAGUCGACUUCACCUCUCCUGCCUCCCUCACUGCAGCACUAGCCGGCCAAGACGCCGUAAUCGACACGACCUUUUCCCCGGACAUCGACACCCCGCUCCGUCUCAUCGACGCCGCCGCCGCAGCCGGCGUCUCUCGCUUCAUAACAAGCGACUUCGGCCUUGACCCCACCAACCCAGGAAUCCACGCACUCCCCGUCUUCGCCCGCAAAAAGGCCGCCUACGAAGCCGUGCAGCGUCACGCCGCCGCAUCCCAACUCACCUACACCGUCGUCGCCUGCGGGGUCUUCCUAGACUGGGCUCUGAGCUCCGGUUUCGCAGGUCUGGACCUCCACUCCCGGAAAGUCCGUAUCUUCGGCACCGGAGACAACGUCGUCCCCUGGACGAUGCUGGAGGAUGUAGGCCGCGCGACGGCGGCGGUGCUGCUGCAUCCUCAGGAGACGCGGAAUCGGGCGGCGUAUGUGCAUUCGGUGUAUCUGUCGCAGAAUCAGCUGGUCGGAGUGGUGAAGAAGGUGCUGGGUGGGGAGGGGUGGGAAGAGACGAGGGAGAGGGAUAUGCAGGGGUUGUUGAAGGGAGCGUUGGCAGACCUCAGGGAGGGGAGGGAAGUGACGGCUACGACGAUUGAGGUGCAGAUUCAGUAUUGUAUAGCUACGCGGGAGUUGGCGUAUCCGUGGGAGAGGGAUGAUAAUGAGCUGUUGGGGGUGAGGGCGUGGGGGGUCGAGGAGGUGGAGGGGUUGGUUGCCAGGGUUGUUGGUGGAGUCUGA